Molecule: messenger RNA, 2079 nt
Organism: Penicillium paradoxum
Lineage: Eukaryota; Fungi; Ascomycota; Eurotiomycetes; Eurotiales; Aspergillaceae
Product: arginine--tRNA ligase
Exons: 4
Coding region: 1-2079 (692 amino acids)
Biological process (GO): mitochondrial translation; arginyl-tRNA aminoacylation
Cellular component (GO): mitochondrion; cytoplasm
Molecular function (GO): ATP binding; arginine-tRNA ligase activity
Source: RefSeq, a predicted model, not a curated record
AUGGGUCAUUGUCUAAGCGGGGCCCGGCGAUUCACAGCCAUUUUUUCUCCGUUGCGCUGCCCCUCUAAACCCUUGAUAUUUCUGCCUUUGAUACCUCGCGCAACCUUAGGUACAUCGCGGUCUGUAUCAUCUUCAAUCAUGGCGUCCGCAGAUUCCCUCCCCGCCUCUGUUGAGGCUCUGUCCCUCCAGUCCACGGCGCAGACGUCUCAGUUCACCGGCUGCUUCCCAACACUGAACCCGAUGGAUAUCUACCGCGAGCACAUCGCGGAAGAGUUGAGCAAAGCUAGCGGCAUCGAUGCUCAGAAGAUCUACGCGCGCAUUGCGUGGACCAAUACCUUGGACAAGGGUGAUCUUUCAUUGCCGGUGGCCUCUCUCCAGAUCAAGCAAAACCCCGUGGAGCUCGCCAAGGAGCUUGCAUCCAAGUUCCCCGCCUCCGACCUCAUCCACCCCCCAACUCAGCUUGGUCCUCAUAUUCAGUUCUUCUGCAAGCCUAAGCCAUUGACCACCACUGUCCUUGGUCGCAUUCUGAAAGAGAAGGCCGCCUUCGGAACCAAUGGCAACCAGGGUCAGAAGGAUCCAUCUGACCCCUCCAAGGGCCAGAAGAAGAUCAUCAUCGAGUUCUCGUCGCCCAACAUCGCCAAGCCCUUCCACGCUGGUCAUCUGCGCAGUACUAUCAUCGGUGGCUUCCUCGCCAACAUCUACACUGUUAUGGGAUGGAACGUGAUCAAAAUGAACUACCUGGGUGACUGGGGUAAGCAGUACGGUCUGCUGGCCAACGGCUUCAAGUACUUCGGCAGUGAGGAUGCUCUCAUCAAGGAUCCCAUUAACCACUUGUUUGAUGUCUACGUCAAGGUCAACCGUCUGGUCAGCGAUCAAGAUGGUCCGAUCAAGGAACUGAAGGAGCAGAUCAAGGCGAAGAAGGAGAAGAGCGAGGAUGUUACUGAGCUGGAAGCAGAGCUUGCCAAGCUUGUUGAUGUGAGCGAGGACGAGAAGGCCCGCCGCUACUUCAAGAGCAUGGAGGACAGUGAUCCCGAGGCCCUUGCCCUUUGGCGCAAGUUCCGUGAUCUCAGCAUUGAGAAGUACAAGCAGACCUAUGCCCGCCUCAAUAUCGACUUCGACGUCUACUCCGGUGAAUCCCAGAUUAAGUCCGAGAGCAUGACCAAUGCCUACAAGCUCAUGGAGAAGGCCGGUGUUUCUGAGGAGUCUGAGGGUGCUGUCAUUGUGGACUUCACCAAGCAAGGUGCUAAGAAGUUGGGCAAGGCCAUCAUUGUUCGCAAGGAUGGCACUCCUCUCUACCUGACUCGCGAUAUCGGUGCCAUCACCGAGCGUGACGAGGAGUACCACUUCGACAAGAUGAUCUACGUUGUUGCUGCCCAGCAGGAUCUCCACCUUGCUCAGCUCUUCAAGGUCACUGAACUCAUGGGCCACAAGGACCUUGCCUCCCGCUGCCAGCACAUUAACUUCGGUAUGGUCCGUGGCAUGAGCACCCGCAAGGGUACUGUCAAGUUCUUGGAUGACAUUCUGCGCGACGUUGGUGAUAAAAUGCACGAAGUCAUGAAGAAGAAUGAGGUGAAGUAUUCGCAGGUCGAGGAUCCUGUGAAGACUGCCGAUAUCCUGGGCAUCACUUCCGUUAUGGUGCAGGAUAUGACUGGAAAGCGUGUCAACGGUUACGAUUUCAACCUGGAUGCUAUGACAUCCUUCGAGGGUGACACCGGCCCAUACCUGCAGUACGCUCACGCCCGUCUGUGCUCGAUGACCCGCAAGUCCGAGCUGGAUGUCAAUGAGUUGGUCAACGCCAACUUUGAUCUGUUGACUGAGCAGCAUGCUGUCGACCUUGUCCGUCUGUUGGCCCAGUGGCCCGACGUGCUCCUGAACACAGCCAAGACCCUUGAGCCUAUCACUGUUCUCAGCUACCUGUUCCGCAUGACACACAUGUUGAGCUCUAGCUACGACGUGCUCAAGGUCAUCGGCAGCGAGCCCGAUGUCAAGCAGGCACGUAUGGCACUGUAUGCCUCAGCCCGCCAGGUUUUGCACAACGGCAUGCGUGUUCUUGGUCUUAGCCCUGUUGAGCGUAUGUAA